AUGCACCCCAGGAGACCACUGUCCUUCUUUCAACCCUCCGCCAACCCCUCCGGGAGCUCUCAUCCCGCAGCCGGGCCCCAGGGACUCGCGGCCGCCGUUGCCCGGGGCCGUUGCCUUGGCGACGCCGCCGCGUUCCCUCCGCGGCCGGGCCGGAUCAUGGAGGAUCCCACUGGGCUGCCGCUCCCCGGCUCCGUCCCGCAGCCCCCGCCGGCCGCUUUCUUCGGGGACGUGGCGCCGGGCAACCUGGUGGUAGACAGCUUCGAGGCCGAGCUGCGGGACGUCCUGGGCUUUCUGCGGCGGCUGCGAGGCGCGGGGGAGGCCCAGCCGCGGCAGCACGACCUGCACCGCCGCGGAGCAAAUACUUUGUUUAAUAUUUGGAUCAAAUAUAAGCCUCGACUGCCAGAGUGGUAUUACAAUGAGAAACUUCUGAAAGUUGGUGAUUCCCUUGCUCAGAUCAAAGAAUAUAAGUUGGCACUUCUACAGUGCUAUGGAAGAUACCUUCAGCAGUUUGUUUCUGUAAAGUCUGAUGACAUCAUAGAUGAUGUGGAUCGCUUUAAAUCCACCUUUUUCCCAAAUGGUCUCAGGGAUAAAAAUGCAGCACUUACGUUCCAUGCUUUGCAAGAGAGAGAUGGUUGCGUUUAUCAGAUGGUUUGCAGCGGUGACAGAAAUCUCCAGAAUCAAGAGUCCCUGCAGACUUGUUUCAACAUCUUGUCCUCAUUACGACUCACUAUGCAAGUAGCUCUCCCUCAGGAGAGUUUGUCUUGGCUUAUCUACAAUGGUACCAUUCAUAUAUACACCAUAUGCAGACAUUUGAUGAUGAUAGGUCAGUCUGCUAAGGUCCUGGAAUACUUACUGUGGGCUAGUAUAUGUAUGGAAUUAUCCAUUCCACUUUUAUCUGUACAUUAUUUGACAUGGAGAGCAACCCUAUAUACUGCAGUUUCUCAGUGUUAUUUUGAUUGUCAAGACAGCAUCCAUGGAGAGAUAUUUGCUCGCCGUGGUCUGAUUAAAAUUGACGAACUAAAACAAUUAUCAAAUAUCAGUCCUUCAUUGGAACAUUCAAAGACACAAAAGAUUUUUAGAGAGGCCACUCUAAAGAUGUCAAUAAUGAUUUUCAAGAGAGCAGUAUAUGAAUCCAGAAGAAAACCGAAAAGCCACUUCCGAUCUAAGCCAAGAGUUAGCCUGAAAGAGGCACAAAAUCUGCCAUGGCCUCACACUACUACUGAAAGGCUGCUGACAGAAAUGUUCGACGGUGCCGCAGCCCAGUUCCUUGCCAUCCUGGAAGCUCUGUCUGAUAGUAGCAGGCAUGUGUUGCGCCCUGCUCCACCUGUGUCUGAUGAAAUUGAAAUGCAUGAUGUCAUUUCAGAGCUUUUUUUUGCAGGCCUGGAAAUCCUCUCAGGUGGAAUGAACAGUACUGAUAUUCAAGGAAGCUAUUGCACUGAUCAUUUUGGUAUAAUUAAUCCAUCAUCAACCCUUCUACAGUUGAUACUAACAGGAGAAAAGGGGGUGUCUGGAGAUGCUGCUGUGAAAUUUAUAAAAUUAGCUUUCAGCUAUGAAGAGUGGGACGUGUUUGAUUCUGCUAUUGAAUUUGUUGUUAAUUUUCUUCAGGCUCAAGAUGACCCAACAUGGAAGAAAGCUGAAAUGGAACUCAAACUUCUUACACUGAUGCAACCUUUACAAUUUCCAAAAAAAUUUAAACACAGUUUUUCUAUUACUGGUGGAAAUAAUACUGAAGAAGCUAAGAUGCCUCGUGGUUCUAAAACCAAGCAAACAUUCAGAAAGGGUUCCAUGAAGCACAGAGAGCCUUCUCAUGAUCUUAUGAUUUUGGCAACAACAGUGUUUUCCUGUGUCUGCACAUCUAAGCAGAAUAUCCAACCUGCCAAUGAAAUACUUGUUGAUGUAAUAAUGUUUUUGUGGCAGAAGUGUAAAACGGGACUUCAGCAAAUCCAACUGAUUGGAAGUGAUUGCUUAAAAUACAUCCACAAAUACAAAGCUUACCAAUGGGUUCAUGUUCUCUGGAUAAUAAAUGAAGUAAUUCAGAAGAGAAUCAUAGCAGACAUUGAUGCUGUAAUGCUUGCAGAGGUAACCUUAUGUCUAACUGCAAUAUUGGAAAACGCAGCUGAUUCUACAAGAAUAAGAAGUGCCUUUCUCUUACAAGAUGUAACCUGUGAUAUUCCUGAAAUACUGAUGAAAAGUCCUACAGAACAAUUACAAAUUGCUUAUGAAAGUCUUGAGAAAGCAAUUAAUGGAAUGAACACAUCUCGCUUAAUGACCCUUCUACCAGAUGGAAAGUCGAUAUUCGACAACUGCUGUACAAAGGUGGAUUCAAAUGAUCAGUAUUUGAAUUCUGUUUUGGGAUGUGGUAAUGAUAAGACAGGAACAGAUAAUGGUUUUGUAAUGGAUUUACACUUGGAGCUCAUUCGGACCCAACAUCGAAUAGCUGUGAAACUUCUUAAAAUCACACAAGGUGCUCAAAAGGAUGACAGAAGUCUUAAGUCUAGCAAGUCUCAUGUAAAGAACAUUAAAGAUUUCCAUUAUUUAACAGAGGCACUUAUAAUGAGAAAAAUAAAAAAGAAUAAGCUAUCUAGAGCAAUCUUUUUGAUGCAAAAGGCUGCACAGAAGUUCCCUGAAGAGUUAACCACUUCUUCCCAAAGGCAGCUACUGCAGGAAGCACUAACUCUAAUUGAGCAAGUUGAAGCUGAACAAAGUGCAUUAUAUCACAGUCUCACAGAAGCUAUGAGCAGCAAGAAAAAAAGCAGGACUCCUCCUCCUCCUCUGUUACUUUCUAGAUCACAUUGCUCCAUGACAUUUAAACCAGCCCCAUUCUCUUCAGAUACUCAGGUUUCAUGGUACAGUAUUUUUGGCUGUGUAGCAGGAGGCAGUAAUAUGAAAGUAAGGUUAAAUAACAAUAAACUUCCAAAUGCAGGAGAAGAGAUACCAGCUGAUGGGAAAAGCCUCUUGGAAAUACAAGGCUUAGAUCCCAAUGAGAAAUACAUAUUUGCAGUUGCAGCAUAUUCUUCUGAUGGAAAACUUAUUGGUGAUGCCAUUGGAGAAACAACUAAGCCAAUCCUCGCUUAUCCACCUCUUUCUGCUACUACUGUUCGAGCCUAUCUAACUGAGGUAGCCUAUCAGACUGGCAACUACACAUUAGCCAGAGAAGCAUUUGCACCAAUGUGGGAUUAUUUUGUUUCAAAUUCUUCUCCACUGCCUGCCAAUGCAGCUGUUAUUUCUGCAAGUAGUAAUUUGACUAUAUGUGAAAACAGGUUACGUAUUGAAACUGUGUCUCAGACUUCUUCUAUUACCUUGCACCUCUUUCUGAGGAACAUAUUUGCUGUCUCUGACAUUAAUGUCAUGGAAGGAGCACUCUUCUGUGAUUCCCUCUGUUCCAAUGAGAUACUUUAUAAGGAACAAGUUGCUAGAUUAGCAGAAUGUGAAAGAAUGACUGUGGCAAUUGAACUCAGCAAUUGGUUGAAUGAUGCAAGUUACACCCUGCAGUCUGUUGUACAAUCUUAUGGUCUCCUUGCUCCAAUUAUUUAUCACAAGAUUUCUUCUGUGCCAGUAGUUCAGAUCCUCAUUAAGUGCUUGGCUGUCCUUCAAGAAAUUCCAAGUGCUACUUUGCAGAGGAGGCAGGCAGGAUGUUACGAGAGCAUUCAGCAUAUGAUAGCUUGUGCUUCAUUUUAUACAGCAAAGGUACUACGUUCAUGGAAAGAAUAUGAACUAGCCGUAAUUAUUGUUAACUAUGGGAAAAAAUUGUUGGAUACCUCAUCAGCAAUCUCACCUGGCCAUUCAGGAGCUACAAAAACUGAAGAAACACACACUAACAAAGAAGUUAAAACCACUUCUGCAAAGAAAUCUCAUUUAGCUGCGAUGGAAAAAGCAACAGAAAAUCUAAGUGCUCUUGAAUCAAAUCUCCUCAAACUGACACAACCAGUUCGUGGAUCAGAGCUUAUAGGACAGGAAGAUCCUUUGUUCCUCUACCCUGUAAUUACAUGUUGGACAUCAAACCAUGCUUAUCAAGAAGUGAUGAAAUUCAGAAAGAAAUUACGUUUUCUUGAGUUCUUUGUUCAAGUUUUGCACAAAAUCCUGAAUGAAGAGAAGUUUCAAAGUGUGCUGGAUUGGGCAGGCAAUGUGCAACUUUACUUGAAAAGGAGGAAUGACCAAUUGAAUGGAAUUUCAACACGAGAAAUAAGUUCUCCCACUCUGCCAGAAGGCAUGGACAGAUACACUACAGAAGUGAAACCAGAAACAUCAACUUUGAAGAAACCGCAAAAAAAAGCCUUGAGUCCUAAUCUAAGAAGACAGACUCUUAGACAGUAUUUAAUGAAACGUCCAAACAUAAUGAGAAGUCCAGAAGCACAAAGGAAAUAUAAGGCAGAAUUGCAAAAAGUAGCUCGUCACACCUUAGUGGUACUCCUGAAACCAAUUGUGAUAAAUUACUUAAACCAAAAGAAGUUUCAUCAAAUAUGUCUUGAAGAGAUGCCCUGGAGGUCUCAGAUGAAUAUCUAUCUGGCAAUUGCAUGCUACAAUUUAUUUAGAAAGGAACUGGAAGAGCAAUAUAACAUUGGAAUUUGUGGUUCACAGCAUCUGGACAGGUAUAUCUUACUGUACAAUAUUUUGGAUCCUGAAACAUUCUCAUUAAAUAAUUCUGGCACUGUAGUGGUGAGAGAAGCUGCAGAGAAUGACAUGAGAACACCAACUUCUCUUCUUAAAAAGUCAGGAAUGACCGAAAAACAAACUUAUACAGAGAAGUCUCCUGAGUGCAGCAUUAAGCUAAGUGGAACAAAUAGUCCUCGAACUCAAAUGACAAAUGAUACAGAGAUAUCCGUCUCUCAUUCCCCCACAGAAUGCAACCAGUUUCUGUCAAAUACCAUUUUAUUGGAGCAUUUUACAAAAAUCUUUUUGCAUUUAAGAAGAGCAGUGGUUCUUGCUCACCGUGGUGGCCACUGGACAUUGCUUCAGAACGCUUGUCGAGAACUUUGGAACUAUACUCAAGAAUUACAGUUGAUUGCUAACCAUUCACAUUCCCAUACGGAUGCAUUUCCUAUUACCAGGGAUUUUCUUAGAAACACUGUCUGGUUGCCAUUUUAUUUGGCAUCAGACAUGAUCGUUGAUAUGAUAACUGAACUGCAAGCAAGCGGGUCUCUUAAGAUUGUGGAUCCUGAAGGAGACUUCUGCAUUCCCAGUUGUUUAGGAGGUAUUGCUCAUGAGAAUGGUGGUUCUAAUCUCCAUCCACAGUCUCCCCUGGAUGAUGUGAAUGUGGUUGACUUGAAAUGGAUAUGUAAUCUGAUUCUUAAAACAAUAGAAUUGUUAUAUCAAAUGAAGAAGUGGGAAGCACUGGUACACAUAGCUGUACAAUUUAACGUAUUUACACAUGAGAGGUACACAGAGCAAGUGAGUCCACUGCUGGUAUAUGCUCAGAGGCAGCUGCUGGAAAGGAUACAGCAAUUCAGUGGCCCUGACAGCCAUGAAUCUAAUUUCAUAAAAUAUCUAGCUGAUGAUGCACAUAAGAUGAGUUGCAGAAACUACAUAGGGCAAAAAUUACCAUUGCCUGUCACCCAUUCUGCUAAUGAACAGAUCUUUCCUGGAUCCUUUUCCUAUUCUGAGAAGAAAAAUGAUUAUACAGAUUGCAGUCAAGCAAAAGCUCUAGUUUAUGUACCUCUUGAUGUGAAUGAUACACUGAAAUGUUUUAGAGAAACUCUACAAAAAUCUAAAUAUCACAGCAGAGCACUGAGACACAGCAGAAAACUACUUUCAUUAUUUCUUGCUUACACACAAGAAAAUGCUGGAAGACCGAUCAGCAGUAAUACCUCUUCGAAAAGAAGGCUGGAAUUUAGUCUGGGACCUGAAAUGAUAUUUCGACCAACACCACAUGACAUUUCUCAAGAAAAAUUUAUUUUCUCCAGUAUGGUUGAGAGUAGACCUAUACCACAAUCACAGCUUUCAGUCAUUAUCUCUUCCUAUGAAAAAACAAUUGGAAUCCUUGAAAUAAACAACCAGAGAGACCUCAAGGUUCAGGCUCUACAUGAACUUGGAAAUCUUCACUUUUAUGCUGGAGACAAAAGAGCUGCUUUUAAAUAUUGGUGUCAAGCCCUUGAUGAAACACUCAACAUUGCUGAUGCUCUUAACAACUGGCAAAAGUUUGGUUUUCCAACAAAUGCUACAGACUGCUUUGCAGUUGGAAGAUUGACUGAUAUUAGCCAGAAAUUUCUUUCUCAGGCUGGAGUUUGGGGAUGUUUACAUGCAGCAGUCUUAGUGGCUAAGAUAGCUCAGUAUAUAACAACAUCACAGAUGAGAUUAAGAACUAAAUACUGCUAUUUUUCUGCUAUACUUUUUAAGACCCUGUUUAGAGCUUCUCUUCCACAUCCAAUAUCUGACUGUGACUUUGCACAAUAUGAAACAAAUAUGCUUAUUCCUGGUAUCGACUUGUUCUCUGAUCGCUACAGAGCUGAUAUCUCCACUGUAGUUGCAAGUCUGAAUUUCGUUACGUUUGAACUACAUUGUGCAAAACAAAAUUUAGUAAUUUUACCAUUGUUCACGUUAUACCAAUACCUUGUUUCUGAGAUUUGUAAGGACCCAGCUAAAUCUAUUGAAGGGAGAAUCUUUAAGAUUAAAGUACUUACAGAUAUAGGAUUUUUUAUGGAGGCCUUUCAUGAACUGUCUUUGCUUAAUUGUGGAGAGAGAAUUCCAUGGAAAAUACCUGCAGGAUACAGAGAAAUUGAACAAAUGCAGGCUUUACAGAAAUUUGACUCCUCAAAAUCUCUCCUGACCAUUACAAAUUUACAGGUACUGGAAGAUGUAUUUAAUUGGAAUCUGUCUUUAACAAUGGUGCCACUGUGCAACCAACAAAUUAUGAAUAAAUUAACCUUAGCCAAAAUGCAUUUCAUCAUUUGCCUUUCUGCCACAAUAAAUAAUAUACCUGAAAAAGUGGAAAAGCACGUCUAUUCUGUUGAUAGCAACAGCUUGAAGGAGCCAAGCACAAUUACAGAAUCAAAUGUAAAAGAUGAUGCUGAUAAGAAUUCAAGACAGCAGGAACAAAGAAGCACAGUGGUGCAGCUCGUAGACUGUAAAGAUGAAUUAAAUAUGGCCAUGCUGAAGGGGAUUUUAUUGACAAAAGCUGAAGAAAAUCUUAGCCAUCUUGUACAGAACAUACAGGACAAAUAUGAUGGGCAGAUCUCUCAAUGUUCUGCUGAAGAUUUAGAGGCUCUUAUUGAGGCUAAACUUCAGCUUGCUGCUAUUUCUCAGCAAAGGCAUCAAGCAGCUGUCACUGUUGCUUUGGCUUUCUCUGCAAUUCGACUUCUCCAAGAUGCGAAAAUUUUUAGGACUGAAGGGACGAAUUUUCAAGAAGAAAAGGAUGAAAGGCAGUGUUUGGACUCUUGCGUUAAAGAUGUUCGACUGCCUCACAGUAUAACAGCACAAGAUCAUAUGAACACACAUCUGUGGCUAAGGUUUCGUACAAUGUUAGUGACUGCACUAGUAACACAGAUACAUGGCGUUUGUGAUAUUAAAGAAAACAAUGUGGCUGAACGCAGAAGUGUGAUAGAAGAAGUAAUACUAGAGGCAGAAGCGUUUGGUGACACAGAGACUCAGGCUGAAAUGAUGGUGCAAGCUGCUAUUCUUGACCUGCAAGAAAAACGUCCCGUGGCAGGCAUUAAACUUCUUUUGGAGAAUAUCAUCAGUUUACUCCAAGAGGAUACAUUUAUUUCCCCUCCAGCUUCUUUUACUCUUGUGAAAAGUAUGCUUCUGCUGGCAGACAUACUAACACUCCAAACAGUAGAGGAUACAGAACAUUGCUCUUCUACAGUGGAACCAUUAAACUUACUGGUUUUGGCACAUGAGCUUAUCAUUAAAGAAAUUUUUGUUUGUGGAGAACUCAUUGAACAGCAAACAGAAGACAGUACAUUGACUUGCUUGGCCCUACCUGCAAAAAACAUCUACUUGCCACAUAUCAACUUGCUAGCCCACGUUAAAAUGAGAAUCGGACACAUAUUAGCUGAAAAAGUAGCCUCUACACCUGAAAGAGGAGAUCCACUGCAAUGGGUACUUGCUCUCAAACAUUUAGAAUCAGCCUUGAAGCUUUGCAGAGCAUCUGCAACAAAAAAACUAGAUAUGGAAGCUGAAAUUCUUUUUCAUAUAGGUAAGGUAGAACGCCAGAUAACUGAAGCAGGCAAUAACCGGUCAUCUCGAGCUGCUGAAACCCUGUUGGAAGCUAUAAAACUCAGCCAGCAACAUGAUCAAAAUUUUGAGUUAAUAAGAAGAUCAUACCUUGAAAUAGCACUAUUGUAUUUGCAUUUUGCCACAAAUAAUGAGGAUGUGUCACAGCCAGCUAAGAUGUUGCCUUCCAAAUCAAACACUUCUUUUGGAGAACGCUCUUCUCCUGAGGACACCCUGAAAUCAGAAGGCUACAGAGCACAAGCCUGGAUUGCAGUAAGAGCAGCUACACAGGUUAGUGAAGCUGUGCUUGCUUCUCAGCUAUUAAUUGGAAUGAAGAGUGUUAAAGAACACAGCAUGGAGGAUGCAGUGCAACAGAAAAUCCCGGAAUUUGCUUCCAUGGAUCUUGUUGCUUCGUACAGAGAUUUCUUAUCUGAUGGGUACAAUGUUGUCUCUGAAAGUCCCAAAGCAUUUUCUACUGAAAACAAGGAAAUCAUACAAGACAAGCAGAGCCAAAGUGAAGGAACAGAAAGUCUUACCACCAAGGCCAGACAGAAGAAAGAUACAAUAACAUGGGCUCACUUAAUUCGCUACUACAAUUAUUUAAAAAGGUUUUACAACACAAGCCUUCUAUUUGGACCUGGAUCAUUUUCUGCAAGAGAUGGACACCUUAGUUCUGUUUUUGACACAGGGAUUGUUCUACGCAUAGCAGAAAUGCAUUCAUUUCUUAAAAAGCAUUUGUUUGAAUAUUCAAUGUGUUGUCUUGAGAAUUUCCCAGAAGAGCUACAUGACGUAGAAUUGCAACUUGGUGAUUCUGAAUCUUCAAAGAUGUCUCUUGAAAUUACUGGAACUACAUCAAAUACGUCACAUGUGAGAACAGCUUCUCUAGUUUCUGUCAUCACAGAAGCAGACAUUCAGAGGGAGAGCAGGGCAGCAAAUGCUUCAGAUAAGGAAAUUAACAUUCAGUGGUACAUUCCUUCCCUGGCAAAGCCAUCAAACGAUACAGAGACUAAGGUUUUGCUGCUUUAUGCUUAUAAUACAGAGCCUGUCAAGAUUAGCAAUGUCAAGACUUUCAGUUCAAUGUCUGUGUUUUCAGGCUACUUGUGGAUUCCAUUGGCUAAAAUUAUUUCUUUACGGGAUAAAUUAUCUAAUCUGAAGCAGCAAGUAGAAAUGUUGAUGCAAAGUUCUAAAAGUUUGUCUUCAGCUUCAGAAUCUGCAAGUUUUCUUGAAGAAAGUGAAACUUUGAAAAGAAAUCCUUCAAAAAAAUCCCAAAUGAAUGUUGCAAAAAUACAUCUUGAUGAAAAAACAGAAGAAAUGGUGAAAAGGUGUUUAUCUGAAGUCAAAGCACUGCUGUCUGUUGUUCCAGCCUUGUCCUUGCCAUUAACUGAGAUCCCGUUUGAUGUUACUUUGCAAUCAAUAGCAAGUUUGGAAGAUAUGUUUGAUCCUGCCAAUGGAUGUAUAAUAACUGAAGAAAGUCUUUUCAAUUGGAUCAUUUCUCUGUUUCCCUAAAUUCUAUUUUUGCAAUAACUUAAUCAGUUGCUGAGUGCUAUAGAUUUGGAUUUAAGUUCUGGUGCUAAUGAAACAACCUCAUUAAUCACAUCAGGAUUUGGCUCCUACUGUGUUUUGAAAUUUUGAUUAUUUUAGCUUGUUUCGCAAUAUUUAAAAAUUAAUAGUUUUUAAAAUUGCAAUACAUUUCUAGAAAUUAAAAGUAUUAGAAGUAGUUUCUUAAGAGGAUUAAAAAUUUGAUUUAUUCAGUCAUCUAUAAUUAAGUGACUUUGUUGGGGGUUUUCUAGCUUUUCAAUAAUUUCUUAUUGUUUAGAAAAGCUGAACAGCCUUGUAGACUUCUAGCAUCUGCUAAUAGAUUCUGCUUUUUCACUGAAGUUUUAUUCUCAUCAGCAAGUUUUUAAUUGCUUUCACAGUUAUCAAGAGCUGGUUUUAUUUUUGAGGUUGAGAAUUAUUUUUUUUGGCCUAAAGUCAUCACUGAGUUUGUUCUUUGACACUUCUAUUUGGAAACCAGCAUUUCAGACUUUUCUAUCUUUUGUUGAAGAACAACCCAUCACAGGUUGUUGAGGGUAAAAGUGAUCAUUCAGAUGUCUCCAUAAUUUCAAAGCAUUUGUCUGAAAAAAAGACAAUUUGAAAAAUAAAAUACAUAUAGAACAUAUAUAGAAUAUAUAGAACAAUUUUGGACAUCAUUCUAAAAGGCUAACAAAACCUCUGCUUAUGUUGUCAAUAUUGUAAAUAUUGUAAAUAUUAUUUUAGAGCACUGAAGAAACCCUAAUGAGUACUAACAAUAGGCACCUGAGGAAACAUGUGUGUCAGAGAUGGGAAAUUUGUCAGGAAAAAGUGAGUUAGUUGAACAAGGCCACAGAGGAGAAUGCAGAAAGAUUCAGGUCCGAGACCUCACGGCUCUGAUUUUGCUCACACCAUAAGGCCAGGCACUUCUUCACUAGUAAUUUGUUUGCGAAAAACAGAAAAAGCCCCAGGAUUUUUGGGCAGGAGCCCUGUGAGACUUGUCCUGCCACUAGCUGUGCUUCUGUGCAGCUGUGAAGAUUCAGGACCCAUAGUUACCAUUCCUGGGUUCAGUUUCUGUGAAAAUUAAAUUAUUGGGUUGAAACGCCAGCCCCUUUCCCUUCAGUCAGGCUCUCACUGUGCUCUAGCCCAGUGACAGAACAAUAAAAUAUUUUGAGCUCUUUGGAAAUCCCAGAUUUACUUUGGUUUGUGCUUUUCAGAGAAAUGUUACCUGGUUUAUCAGUGAAGUUUUUUUCUACAGAGGCAGAGAGAGAGAGGUAAAAGAUUCAACGUAAUGAGUAUCUUAAAUGUGAUCAGUAACAGGAAGAAAUGGGCUUAGGUUUUCUGCUAUUUUUCUUUAUGCCUAUAUAGGAAAGGAGACUGGUUGUAUUUGUGUUAUGUGUAGCUUUUUAAAAGUUGAGCUGUUUUUUAUUUUGUGUAGCCUUUUCUGGAACGCUGUAAGUUGUAGGAAUAUGAGAGGGAUUAUGAUAUGAUGAUAAAAAGAAAGUAAAAACUGAGUAAUUGAUAGGGAAGGUAUUUUUGCAAGACAAUUUUAAAACUGAGUUAGAAUGGCUAUUUAACUCAACUGCUGAACAGCCAGUUUGGAGGAGACAUUCCUUAGCAUUAUUCUUUCAAUUAAAAGAAUUUAUUGUUCUGCAGUUCUUCAAAAAGCAGGAGAGAUAAAAAUUGACAUUACUCAUUUUUCUUUUACACAGAACAAGUAGAAAAUUGCAGCUUUUUUUUUGGAAAAGCUAUUCAGUCUUUCCCUAUGCUUUGUGAAAAGUAAAACACCUUUCUUUUUCUUUUUGGGGUCACCUUGAGGAUUAUCAUAGGACUUUUGUGCAGCUUAGUUAAUAUUUGUAAAACACUCUAUAGCAUCAGGGGAAAAUGGGAGUAAAGUUCCAUUACAAGUGAGGUGUUUCUUCAGUGCUGCCACUCUGGACCUUGUCAUAAUUCCUACUUCAAAGAGAAAUAUCAAAUAAAAUACUUUACAUAUGAAUUUAGAAUACAUUGCAGUUUCUAAGAUAUUUUUGGUGCAACAAAAAUAUUAUUAUACCGCAUCCUUUAACACAGCACUGUAAAAUAAUAAUGUUGAAGUGUUGACCUCAUUGUAUCCAUAGCAGCAGAUUUUACUCUUAUAAACAGAGCAUUAAGUAUUCAAUGCAGGCUUCAGAAGAAAACAUGGGAGAAAACAUUUUUCUUUUAGCAUAUAAUUAAGCUCUUUAUUUAAAAUCUGCUUGUAAAGAAGAAAGCUCAUAUCUAAACAUCUCCAGUAAUUGCACAGA
Molecule: messenger RNA, 11939 nt
Organism: Calidris pugnax (ruff)
Lineage: Eukaryota; Metazoa; Chordata; Aves; Charadriiformes; Scolopacidae
Gene: CFAP54
Product: cilia and flagella associated 54
Exons: 69
Coding region: 1-9654 (3217 amino acids)
Biological process (GO): cilium assembly
Source: RefSeq, a predicted model, not a curated record